AUGUUUGACGACUCAGUUUCCGACGUCGCACUUGCUGAUUUCCAGAUAUUAGAGUCACCUUGCGUUGAUGUUCCGUUUGAUCGUGGUCCUCAGUUCCAUUUGAAUCUCCAGUGUCGUACAUGUGAAUCAUUUAAAGAAACAUUUGUCUGUUGUGAUUGUGUCAGGAAGGAUUCCAUAUUUUCGAAGAAAUCCGGAAAAAUUAGCUUCCCUCAGAAUUCUGAUCGAAUUGUGGCAGUCCGAAAAUCGGUUAAUGAAUUAAAUAGAAAGAUUAAAGUAUAUGAACCCAUACUGUUCAAGUCUGUAUUUCACACUUUUGGUAGAAUUGAAGAGUUGAAUGUUCGGAUUUCGUCUCUGGAACAUACGAUCGAGUUUCUUACUAAAAUGAAUUCAGAGAAACGCAAAAAGCUACAACGUGUUCGACAAGCAAUGACACGAUGCCAUACCUCAUCUCAGCAACUUCUGAAGCAGCAAGCUAAUUUGGUUCGGCAUUUUAUCACAGUUGCACAGAGAAAAAAGUUACUGGUGGCUGAUCUUGAUAUCGUAAACAGGCAGAUCAAACACGUACAUGAUACUUAUUUCGAGGAGUUACUUGGAGUUUAUUUCGUGACUGACCUGUCGACUGAUAGUUUAUCUCCGGAUAGGUUUGUGUGUUCACCUUUACAUAUCGAUAAAGAGAACAUUUUUGCAGGCCCUGAACCCACCCCAUCGAGUCAUACGGCUUUAACAUAUUGCUCAGUAGCAAUAAGAGUUUCAACUAUUUUGUUAGAUGUUUGGUUACCAGUCUCCAUUCGCCGGAAUUUGCAUUUGGUUGGUUCUUUUUUGUCUGCGUUACCUCAGAGGGAUGAUAUGGGUCGUGUGUAUUUCGCAGUCAUUUAUGCUGUUCACCUAUUAUGCCAAUGUCGAGGGAUUGAUAUAAAAAAUGGAUUAGAACAACUUGGGAUAAAUGUAAUUCCUGGACGGCACACACUUUACAAUCCAUUAUUUGGAUUAUAUUGCCUUGGGAAUCUGGUCAGUCACAAUAAUAAGUCUACUAGGUACUUUGACGAAUGUUACAGUAUAAAACUAGAUGGACUUUUUGGGAAGAUUCCAUCAUUAACUUUAACAAGUCAACCUACAGUUUCAUUUAGUUCACCGUGUUUUGUAGAGAAAGGCGAAGAAGUAGAUGAGAUGUUUGACUUAUCAAACGAUGAUAAUUUAACUUUAAGUAACAAACAAGUGAAUAGAUUUGCUUUAUAUAGGACAAGUAGUUCAGAUUAUGUUCAGUCAUCCAAUAAACUCGAAGAACACGACUCGUCUGUUGGUUUAGAAUGUUGGGAACUAGUUUCCGUGACCUCACCAGUAGAACCUAGAUUGUGUGAAACUACAAUGAUUAAUGCCGGGUCUAUGGAUUCAACACAAUACCCUGGUCCACUUUCGAAAGUUUGGCGUCUAGCGAAGGGGAUCAUUGGAACUUCAGAACCUAGUGAUUGUGACGAAUAA
Molecule: messenger RNA, 1479 nt
Organism: Schistosoma rodhaini
Lineage: Eukaryota; Metazoa; Platyhelminthes; Trematoda; Strigeidida; Schistosomatidae
Source: the annotation of a GenBank genome assembly